Adineta steineri is the source of this 957-nucleotide messenger RNA. The record is from the annotation of a GenBank genome assembly. Lineage: Eukaryota; Metazoa; Rotifera; Eurotatoria; Adinetida; Adinetidae.
AUGUCCAAAGCUAUUCAAUCACCACCUCAUUCAAUGGCUAAUUAUCCAUUAAAAGUCUUAGCACAACUUGAAAAAACUCAUAAAUUUAAUAAAUUACCUAAUUUAAAAAAUUUUCCAUCAGCGUAUAAAAUAUCUAUUACAAAUAAUAAACUUCGUAUUGCUUGUACAUCGGAUAUAUUUGAUCAUACAACAAAAUUAUCCGAUUCAUGUCCAUUAGCUGAUGUACUUAUUAUUGCUGGAAAUAUUUCACGUAAUUCAAAAUGGACAGAUAUUGUUAGAUUUGAAAAAUGUCUAAAUGAUUUACCAAUAAAAUAUAAAAUUCUCAUUCCCGGAAGUUCCGAUAUUUGUUUUAAUCUUGAAAAUCUUACGAAUGAACAAAUUAAACAAUGUGAACGAGAUAAUAUAAAAAAAGAAUUAACAAUUCGUGGAUUAAAACAUGUAUCACAAUAUUUAAAAAAUGUGAUCUAUUUACAAGAUAUGGGAGUUGAAAUAGCUGGAGUGAAAUUUUAUGGAUCACCAUGGGUUUCAACAAAUAAAAAUGCUGCAUUUUUUUGUCCUCGAAAUGAAAUAAUAAAAAAAUGGAACUAUAUUCCACGUGGAAUUGAUGUUUUGAUUACUUGUCACGGUGAUGCUGAUUAUACUGAAGACCAUAUAGGCGAUGUUGACCUUCUUGGAACAGUAGCAUGUCGAAUAGGACCAUCGUUUCAUGUAUUUGGAUAUAGUCGAGAAGGUCAAGAUUUUUAUUUAAAUAAUAAAUCAUAUUUCAAACAUAUUAUUUUGCUAUAUGUGUUUAUAGCAUUUGGUAUGUCAUUUAAUGGACAUACAUAUUUUAUAAAUGCAGCUAUGUGUACACGGUCUUAUAAUCCAUCAAAUGAUUUAAUUGUAUUUGAUGUUCCUAUGCCUGCAAAUGCAUCGAAAUUUCGACCGAAUAUUAAUUAUUUUACUGGGCUUAUAUAA